Messenger RNA from Besnoitia besnoiti, 3978 nucleotides. RefSeq lists its product as uncharacterized. Lineage: Eukaryota; Apicomplexa; Conoidasida; Eucoccidiorida; Sarcocystidae. The record is from RefSeq and is a predicted model, not a curated record. Bases 1 to 3978 code for a protein of 1325 amino acids. The transcript is spliced from 9 exons.
AUGAGCAAGCAGGAACUGAAAAUGUUCGCCUCCUUCGCGGAGCGGGCCGCGCUCGUGCGCGCUUCCGAUGCCAUCUGUUCCAACGGCCGUCGCACCCGAACCGUGCCUUCGAUCAUAGCACGGGCAACGCCGCUGGCCUCUGCAAAGGGCGAAGGCGAACAUGAAGUGGCUUCAAUUCCGCGCGUGUCUUCCUUCCCGCCUGGGUCUGUCUCUUCCUUGAGUUCCGCACCUGCAGGCUCACCGCCAAAACGGAGACUGCCCCGUGGAGGCCUCCAGAGGCCUCGCGUUGCGCCUCCCGCGCACGAGGCGAAUCCGAAGGCAUACGCUGACGGCGAGCAGCCUCGCUCUCGAGCUGAGAGGGGAGCACCUUCGGCGCCUCCAGGCUCUCGCUACUCGCGCCUUACUCCGGAGAGCCCAUCCCCCAGUCGUGCACGGGCCGCGACCCCCACCCGCCGCCUCAGCUUGUCGCCUGCCUCUCCUCCCGCUCCCGCGUCUGCACCAACGCCGAGGCUCGCCGCGCGGCCGCCGCAGCCUUCCGAGCUCCGCGCGUCUUCGAGAAGUCCACGGCAAACGCCGUCUUCUGCUGCGUCGUCCGCGUGGCCGCCGCACGCUUCGGCUCGCCUUCCCGUUCCCUCGCGGGCCCGCGCGGCGUCUGUGGAUCCGCGCGAGCCCGAACAAGGCGCAGGCGGCGCGCGGGUCAAGGAGUCGCCGACGACCAAGCGACCUGUGCAGAGUUCCGCUGAGGCGUCUGGAGAGAAAGCCAAGCCCCCUGGGCGGGAGAAGGAAGCGAGCGAGGAAGGCCAAACGGGCAGCGAAGGCGGCAGAGGCGGCGACGGAGGGGCGGAGGCAGGCUGCCCGGAGGGUGACAGCGGACGCCCGUCCAUGGCGGAAUGCGUUCAGCUGCUCCAGUGGCUGGUCGCCGAGAACAUCGAAGUAGAUGCGUCGGUUCUGACGGUGGACGCGGAGGCUGCGACGCUGCGGCUGCUGCUCCCGCACGCGGCGGUGCCUUUUCUGCCGACGCAGGUGCAGCUGCGGCGGGAGGACUACCACCCGCUGCGGAGCUUUGCGCGCGAGGAGGCUGCAGAGGCUGCGGCGCUGGAGCCGCGGAAGAAGAGUCCGUUCGCGUACGUGCGGCAUCCGCUGCGGCUGGCGAGUGCGCCCAGCACCAGCGUCGGCCCCAGCCUGCCCUUCACGUGGCUCUACACGACCGACAAAGAGCGACUCUCGCCUGAGCAGCUGCAGACGCAGCGCUGGGAGCUGCUGCGUCCCGGGCACCACCUGCGCGUGCGAAUCGACCGCGUGACCACGCCCGACGGCUGCGUUUUCGUCGCGACCCCCGACGAGUCGCCUGCGAGUGCGGGAGACACGCGCAUGGAAAACCCCGAAGCCAGGCGGUGCGACGCGCUGCAGCAGCAGGGAGAAGAGACGGAGGCUGAACUCGAGGUCGAGCCCGCCAACCAGGUGAAGAAGGGCCCGGCCGGCGGGAGAGGAAAGAAGAAGAAAAUCUCGCUCCGCGUUGCCUUCGGGUGGCCGCCGCAGAACGUGAAGGAAGAACUCGAGCGCUGGCGGCGGAUCAAGGCAGAGGCCGAGCGGCGGCUCGGCAGCAAGGACCGAGAGAACGUCACCGGAGAGAAACUGAAAAAAGGUCUUGAGAAACUAAUCUCUCAAGACAUAUCGUGGGCUCUGCCGCAUCUGUCGCCCCUGGAGGUGACGUUCUAUCUGCCGGCGCACAUGACGUCGCCGGGGAUCCACCCUCACCCUUCAGAGGUGGCGCCGCCCAACAGAAACCGAAACUCGCUCUCUCCCUGGCAGGAGAAAAAGAAGCUCAUCGAAGAAAUCAGAGAGACAGAGAGAGAGGCGAAUGCGAGCGAAGCCUCCGCAUCCUCCGAGGACACCCUUUCUGCAGAAGGCGAGGCUAUCAAAGCAGACGGUGCGGAGGCGCCUGACACUCAGUCGGGUGUACGUACAACUGAAGAAGUGGGUGAACGCACAGCGGCAGGUGUGCAGACACCGGCGAAAGAGUGGAUUCCGCCUUUGCGCCCGCCAUCGCGCCAGCCUCAUCGCUCUAGGAUCAUUGGAGUCCUGAACAACUUUCUGCUUGUCGAGGUAGACGUUGAGCAGCGAAGGCGGAAGGAGACAUCGGAGGAAGGCCAAGAUGAGAUCAGCAGCAGUGGUACAGCGGUCAGGAACUCAGACGAGGCGCCGGACACUAAGCUGGGGGACAAACAGACUAUUGUUGCGCUUCUUCCCAUCGAAGAGUUCGGCCAUAUUGUCGACUGGAUUCGCCACCGCGAGAAGGUGUACAUACACCGCAACACAUAUACCUACGGCCUCUCGAUGAAAGGAAUAAAACCGUGGGAAGGUUUCCGCUUUGCGGAAGACCAAAAGACAGGGCGGGACGACGCCGUUGAGAGUAAGGCACCCCCGUCUUCGCUGGAUCUCUAUUUUUCGUGUGUCCAGCGCUUUCCGCUGGAUCUCGACUUUCCCGCUGUGGCCUCCCUCUCUGCGUUCCUGCCGCCGGUCCGCGGGCCGCCGCGGUCUCCGCCGGCGGGGGCGGUUGCGAAGCUGGGAGCGCAGGCGGUUCUGGAGACCGCCAACUACCUCUUCAAUUCGGCCGCGUCCUCUGUGUCGGCGUCGGCGUCGUCUGGCGCGGCGUCGGCCUCUUUCCCGGUUCUGCCGCUGCCGCGCUCGCCGGCGAAGCCGCCGUGGGUGGUGAUCAUGUCUGCGCAUUCUCCAAUUCCGACUGAGCUGGCGUACAUGCUUUUUUUUCACCAGCCGCCGAAUCACUUGCAGCCGGAAAUCGACAGAUUUCACAAGCUGCUCGAGGAGCGCGAGCAGGAGCACCUGGCGGAUACGCUCGCGCAGUACCGCGCGUACGGCGAGCCCGGAAGGCCCGCGCUGGAGAAGUGGAGGCGUCUGCACAGACAGAGUCUGCGGCAGCGGCAAGGCAUGCGCUUCCCCUGGUGGGAGGCGCGCGGCGACGACGCCCGCGAGGCCGAGCUGCAGAAUCUCCUCGGCUACUUUCAGUACCACAAACUCCUCCUCGCGAGGGAAGCCGCCAAAGAGGAAGCCGCCCUCGGGCAAAUCCACAACGCCAUCAUCUCCGACAGACACGGCGAAGACUUCCAAGACAUUACCGAGUGGGUUCUCGACGAGGAGAAGAAGAAGCGCCUCACGCCGAAGCUCGUGAGGCAGUUCGUGGAGGACGUGGAGGACGGCUGCGCGCUCUUGAGGCGCAUCGACCUCACCGAGCCGCUGAAGUCGCUGAUGGACGAGCGCGACCGUCUGCUUUCUGCGGACAUCUCUGGGAAUCCGCGGCUGGAGGCGCGAAAGAGGCUGCUGGUAGGGAGGCGGAGCUCGGUGCCCCGUGGCGCGAUCGAGGCCGCGGAGGGCCUGCAUCCCGCGGCGCGGCUUUUGCUGCUGCGCUUCCACGACUCGGGCAUUCCCGUUCAAGAUCCGAUUGCCUGGAUGCUGAAGCUGCACCGCGAGAAGCGGCGGUGGAGUCCGGGCGAGCCCUUCUCGCCGCCGUUGUGGGAGAUGUUCAUGCUGCAUGCGCGCGUCAACCUGCAGAAGGCCGCGCCGCCCGACGACGUGCCGAGCUACGAAGAGUGGCAAAAGGCCGAGAGCGCAGGCAGAAGGAAAUUCACCAGAAAGCGCGACGGCGACGGCCAGGGAAGACUCAUCGUGGAUCCGAUUGAGGCGAUGAUUGAGCAGAUGCCGGAGGGCGCGUCGGACUUCCUCCACGACUCCACGGACGCGGCGGUGAGUUCGCAGGCGCUGCGGAAUCUGCAGCGAGACAUGGCCUCUGCGCUGUUGCCCCGCGGGAGCCGCCGCGAAGGCAUGCUUGACGAAUACGUGAACAUCAAAGACCUGCACCCAGACAUCCCAGAGCUGACCGAACUCGCCGGCGGCAAAGCGGCGAACCAGCGCUGCGAGGUCUUCCUCCCCCUCACCGACGCGGCCGCAGAGCCUCAGUAG